AUGCUUCUGAGAGUUGGUAGAGAGUUCAGAUCUCAGUUACCCCAUGCUCUGGCUGCAGAAGGAGCCAGAACAUGGGGUAACAGAGACUACAAAUAUGAAGUCCUCCAAUGUGGUGACAUGGAAAAGCUUAUAAAAAUAUGGACAAAGGCAGAUGAGCCACCCCUGUAUUAUGUAACUAUUGAGGCGACUUUUGACGUCAUUAAACGUGCUCAUAUUGCAACAGGACAUUGUAGGCGUGACUGCAUGAUUAAGGAGUUACAACGAAAAUAUGCCAACAUCACAACAAAGGCCUUGGAGUUCUUCAAAUCACUGUGUGAGGAAUGUCAGAAGAAAAUGAAAAAAACAAUGACCAAGGGUGUUGUGGUGCGUCCUAUCCUCAGCAAGGCAUUUGCGUCUAGGAGCCAGGUUGAUUUAACUGACAUGCAAUCAAUGCCACAUUCCCACUUUAUAUGGAACAUGGUGUACCAAAUCCAUUUCACCAAAUUCUGCAUUCUUCGUCCUCUUCAAACCAAAUGCGCUGCAGAGGUUGCCUUCCAGCUUGUAGACAUCUUCCUUCUCAUGGGUGCCCCUGCUGUUCUUCAAAGUGAUAAUGGCUCAGAGUUCACAUCCAGGGUGAUUACUGAGCAAAAAGAAAUAUGGCCAAGUCUGAUCAUGGUUCACGGGAAGCCCCGUCAUCCACAAAGUCAUAAUUCUAACCCUUGCUCAUCCACACAUCAUCCACACAUGUGA
This is a messenger RNA of Penaeus monodon (black tiger shrimp), 729 nucleotides long. Its product is annotated as KRAB-A domain-containing protein 2-like. The transcript is spliced from 3 exons. Gene Ontology annotation, biological process: DNA integration. Gene Ontology annotation, molecular function: nucleic acid binding. Lineage: Eukaryota; Metazoa; Arthropoda; Malacostraca; Decapoda; Penaeidae. The record is from RefSeq and is a predicted model, not a curated record. The coding region runs from base 1 to 729 and encodes 242 amino acids.